AUGGUCCCCGUGAAGAACCUUGGAGAGUUGCGGUGGUUCUCCGCGUGCUUUUACGAGAGAGACGUAGAGAGAAGGCUGUUGAUGAUUUCGCAGCAGAGGUUUGCCGAAGAGUUGGCUGCAGAGUACAGCAUUGAGUGGGGUAGGAGCGUGCCCUUGCCUGUGAGCGUUAAGCUCACCGACUUUGACGAGAACGAAGCGUGCGCUGAUGUCCCUUUUCGCGAGUCGGUAGGAUCCCUGAUGUGGUUGGCCACUCAAACAAGGCCGGACAUCGCGAACGCAGUACCAGCAGUAGCGCGGUAUGGUGCAUCUCCCAAGAUGGUGCACUGGAAGGCAGCACUCGGUAUUUUAGGACCGAAGAUCGGUGUCAGGAGGGCUAGUGAUGUGUGGGGGAGGGUGUGUGACUUGNCAGCAGUAGCGCGGUAUGGUGCAUCUCCCAAGAUGGUGCACUGGAAGGCAGCACUCGGUAUUUUAGGGUACUUACGGAGGACGAGUUGGAUGGGGAUUACAUUUGAGAGGGGCGUGGUGACUGGGAUGAGCACAAGGGUGUUUGUGGAUGCCGACUAUGCAAGCAAGGCGGCAGACCGAAGAUCGGUGUCAGGAGGGCUAGUGAUGUGUGGGGGAGGGUGUGUGACUUGGUUUUCGAGGAUGCAGAAGUGCUUUUCGCUUUCCACCACGGAAUCAGAGUAUGUGGCAAUUGCCGAUGUCUCGAAGGAAGUGUUGUUCCUGAGGCAGGUGUGUCGUUUUAUGUUGCCAGAUGCAAGUAUGCCGUGCAUCCCGGUGUUCGAGGAUAAUCAGGGAGCGAUUAAGAUUGGGCACAACCCGAUCACAAACUCCAACUCGAAGCACAUCGAUGUACGGCAUCACUUUAUCAGGGAGCUGGUAUAG
Molecule: messenger RNA, 885 nt
Organism: Ectocarpus sp. CCAP 1310/34
Lineage: Eukaryota; Phaeophyceae; Ectocarpales; Ectocarpaceae
Source: the annotation of a GenBank genome assembly